Sinocyclocheilus anshuiensis is the source of this 1485-nucleotide messenger RNA. RefSeq names its product solute carrier family 25 member 38a (gene slc25a38a). The record is from RefSeq and is a predicted model, not a curated record. The coding region runs from base 431 to 1294 and encodes 287 amino acids. Gene Ontology annotation, molecular function: glycine transmembrane transporter activity. Gene Ontology annotation, biological process: glycine import into mitochondrion. The transcript has 8 exons. Gene Ontology annotation, cellular component: mitochondrial inner membrane; mitochondrion. Lineage: Eukaryota; Metazoa; Chordata; Actinopteri; Cypriniformes; Cyprinidae.
UCUUUUAUACCUGUGGAGCGCGUGAACAGCAAGACACAGCUAGCAGCGCUUUACACAGUGCUGAUCAUCAAUUUGACUUCUAGUUCUCGUCGGUAUUCUUCUUCUCUUAUUGUUCUUAUUUCUAAGAUUCCCAGUCACGGGAAUAUUUUUUGCUUUUGGAGUAACAUUGACCAAAACCCCAUUUUGUAGAUGAUGCUCAUGAACACCCGCCGCGGGUCAUAGAGUAAGAAGAGGUGAGCUGAUCUUUUACUUAGGAACAGUUUAUUUACGACUAGUUUAUAGGCCUACGUUUAGUUACUUUUUCUGAUUUUUACUUAAAAACUCAAAAGCCCACGCACGUGCUCCUCACGUGAGAAGGCGCGCAUGAUGAGACUGAGGCACGAAACUGAGCUGCUCUGAAGAACAAAACUGACUGAACACCUCAAACAUCAUGGAGUUCUCACUGGCUCAUCCGGCUGUGAAAGCAUUCAUGUGUGGCUCUCUGAGCGGGACGUGCUCCACGCUGCUCUUCCAGCCUCUGGACCUGGUGAAGACGCGUCUGCAGACCCUACAGAACGGCGUCCAGCCCGGGUCGGGUCGGGUUGGCAUGGUCACAGUCUUUGUAAGUGUCCUGCGGACGGAGAAGCUCCUCGGAUUAUGGAGAGGCGCUUCGCCUUCGUUUGUGCGCUGUAUUCCAGGAGUCGGCAUCUACUUCAGCACAUAUUUCACUCUAAAGCAGCACUUUUUCGCAAAUGGGGCCCCGGGGCCCUUACAGGCCAUACUGCUGGGAGCCGGAGCCAGAUGUGUCGCAGGAGUCUGCAUGCUGCCCGUCACCGUCAUCAAAACACGCUUCGAGAGCGGCCGCUAUAAGUACAGCAGUGUGUUAGGAGCGCUGCGGUGUGUGUGUCGGAUGGAGGGACCGAAGGCUCUGUUCUCAGGUCUGACGGCCACGCUGCUCAGAGAUGCACCGUUUUCUGGGAUUUACGUCAUGAUCUACAGCCAGGCCAAAUACACGCUGCCACCAGAGAUCAGUCAGUCGUCUUACGCUCCGCUAGCAAACUUCAGCUGUGGUAUUCUGGCCGGUGUUCUGGCCUCUAUUGUAACCCAGCCGGCAGAUGUAGUGAAAACUCAUGUUCAAGUGAGUCCAGACAUCUUCUGCAGGACAUCAGAUGUGAUUCGAUACAUUUACAAGGAGCACGGUUUGGUGGGGUUUUUCCGUGGUGCGGUUCCUCGCUCUCUCAGGAGAACCAUGAUGGCGGCGAUGGCGUGGACGGUGUACGAGCAGCUGAUGGCUCAGAUGGGCCUCAAAUCCUGAGACUGAUCAAAACUACAUCACACACUGAACGAGAUCUUCACACGGGACGUUUCUUUGACUGUGAUCCACACAGUUCCCCGAACUUUUUAUUCUCAAUUUACUGAAGUGAGAAUCAUGCUUUAAACCAGUGGUCUCAAACUCAAUUCUUGUAAUCCUGAAGACCUUGGAUUACACACAUUAGCUGGAUCAGG